Molecule: messenger RNA, 966 nt
Organism: Racocetra persica
Lineage: Eukaryota; Fungi; Glomeromycota; Glomeromycetes; Diversisporales; Gigasporaceae
Source: the annotation of a GenBank genome assembly
AUGCAGCCAUACCUAAAUUUAUUAUCAUUCGUAAAAGUAAAUAAAUCCUUAUCUGAAUUAAAUUCCACUUUUGAAAAAUUGUUGAUAUUAGUUAAAAAAUGCGGUGCAACCAACUUUACGUUAAGUAAUGAAUACAAAGUUAAUAAUAUAGUCAUAAGUUUAAGCCAUACUGAUGAUGGAAGGAACAGAGCAUUUGUUGAUUAUGCUAACAAACUUAAUCCGAUUAUCGUCUAUUCUGAUAACUCAAAAAAACCUAAGAAACCUAAGAUAGAAAUGACGAAUAAUUCGUCUAUUUUAAAAUCUCGUCAAAUAGAACAUCUAGUCCUUGGCGGAGAUGGCAUACAUAAUAUUGGUUUUACAUCUGUAUGUUCUGCAGGUUUUUGGGUGCGAACAACAAAUGGUUCGACUUACUUAGCAAGUGCAGGGCAUUGUGCAAGUAAUGGCCCAUUUAACCCAGAUGAGUUCGUUGAUUUUUAUCAUUUACCAUGGGAUAGUGAAGUGACGGAUCUUUAUAUUGGGCCAAUGGUUUCGCACACUAUCUCAGGAGUCGAUAGAGGUUUUAUUUUGAAACAAAAUGAUAUUAGAGCCGUCCCAAUCAUAAGAAAUACAGACGAUACAGAGUACCCAGAACUACAUAUCAUCGGUACUGUAGAUCUAGAUACUGUUGGAACUAUUGUAUGUAAAUCUGGUUAUUUCGCUGAUAUUUCACGUGUCCAGUGUGGUGAGAUAAUAGCAAUUAAUGCUGAAAUCACCAUGGGGGGUGAAAAGUAUAGUGUUGUUAAAGUAACUAAUAUGGGUUGUGAUGGCAAUAGUGGCGCACCUGUGCACCAAUAUCUUAAUGAAUUACUUCCCAAUGUUUUGCUUGCCGGCAUGCUUAUAGGUGGGAAUAAUCAUUUUUGUGAAGUUGUACCAUUAAACUUGAUUCUAACUGAAGGCAUACAUGUUAUUACAGUCAAUAAUCCCUAA